CUAAUGGCGGAGUGGGGUUUAGAUUUCAGGCUGGUUUCGGCCUGUGAGGAAGCUGGGGAUGGGGAUGGGGUUACUUGGCUCCCGGGCCUAAUAGAAAUGAUGGCGGACGGGACAGUUUCGGUGAGAAAUUUAGGAAGAAUAACAAAUAUUUUAUCACACGAAAAUCUGUUUUCCUCAGUUUUUUUUGUGUAAAAUAUCAGCAGCUUGUGCUGUGUUUAAGGCUGAUGUAUGAACGUGAGGCUGAUGACACAUUAGGCUGUGUCUAAGAUUGCCUUGUGUUACUUUUACAGUACCCAUAGCCUGUUGCACACACACACCCCUAAUGCAAUUCUAGUAAGUAGGAACAAACCAAACAGGUGAAAGAGCCUUAUCUCUGCGCCUAUACAGUUCUUUAUAAACCCACAGUGGAUAGACAAAAUAACUAUGGCAGUACUUACAUACAGAACUUUUUGAGUCAAGGCAAAAGGUUGCAUAAUUUGGUGUAAAGUGCACAAACCUAAAACCCCUGAGCAGUGGGAAAAAGGAUUAUAGUUUGAGUUUGUACCGUUUUCCACUUAGCAGUUUGAUGUGUGAGUUUUUUAAAACAACGUGAAGCAAAGUAGAAAGAGUUCCAAUAAUCAAUGCCAAAUUAAAAAGUACAUUUGUUUAACAAAAAAAUAUGGCCAAAUGCUGAACAACUUUCCAAAUCCCAAUUUCCAUUCUCCAAUGAUGUUUCUAUCAAAAACCUAUUUCAGAUAACAUGAUUGAUGGUGGGACCCCCUGUCCUGCUGAGCUUUAGGCAAAUACCCCUUUUCCCCAUUUAUUAAAUGGAAAAGAGUUAUAGUUGCAGUAUCUGUUAAUGUCACCAGAACUGCAGUUGUUAUUUCUCUUUUCUAUGUAACGCCUUUAAUACAAAAUGUCGUUAUCAUUAUUCUUAAUAUUAUUAUUAGACGGACACACAAAAUAAAGUAGGAGCAACACUGAGUCAGUGCAGUAACUAUUGACAACCAAUCAAGGUCUGCGGUCCUUGGUUGAUUCGCUGGUUUCAUUCAUGGGAUUGAUCCCAGUUGCUUGCUAAUGGGUUGUACUAGAAUUCUGUACUAAAUUCUCCCAGGUGUAAGUAUUUAAUGUAUUUCCAGUGUAUGAUAAUUGUCACUGUCACUACAACUGCAAUUCCAAAAAUAAAAAUCACUGUGGAAAUAAUUUACACCUGUUUUUGCUUUUUAUUUAGAUUAUACGUAAGAAGCAUGUACUGUCCAGUUUUCAGACUAUGCUGCAAAAUAAUGCAUCUAGCAUCAUUGAAUUACUGACCAGUGAUGACAGAGUUUGUACUCAGUUUAUAGGAACAUUUCUGGGUAUGCUACAGAAUGUUGAAGAUUCAGCUGUUUUAGACCUAGUUACUGAAAGUUUGGUACAGCUAAUAACUGAACUUCGCCUAAAGCAGGUUUUACACUGUGUGCUGGAUGGGUGUCAGAAAGGGUUAUGUGAAGUUAGCAAUAUGACCUUGAGCUUGCCACUUUUGAGCUUCAUGGGAAAGUUGGUAGAUGCCAUUCCAGAUCUUGCUGAUUUUAUUGCAGCUACUCAUUAUGAACUUGUGGAAUACUUGUCACAGGGAAUGCUGUAUCCUAAUGAAUUUGUGAAGGCUGCCAUAUGCUACUUGUAUGGGCAACUUUAUUCCUUACCCAGUGCUGCAGAGAAACUCACUAAUCACUUUACUGACAAACUCUGUGACCUUUUUCUGGGCACCUUAGAAAAUGCACAAACAAAGGAGCUACAAAUAAAUUGUAUGGGAUUACUUAAGCAGUUGUUAAAGUAUGACCAUUUUGUAUUAAUGAUUAUGAAUGAAUCUGAAUGUCCUGGUGAUUCAGAAAGCACAUCUACACUGGAGGCUCAAAACCCACUUCCUAUAGUUUUAAAAAAAGUUCUUUUGUCUGGAGAAGAACUAUUACAGAUAGCUAGUACACAAUGCAUUGCUGCCAUCCUUGUGCAUUCACCGACAAAAUAUGCACCAGCAUUUAUUUAUGCUGAUAUCCCAGAGUUUUUGUUUGAGAAUCUUUUAAGCACAAAUGAGGUCUUAAUCUGGUCACUAUAUAGCUGCCUAUUGCUAAUGACAGAAGAAAGGAUAUUCUUCUCUAAAUGUUACUCAGUUUAUGGUAUCGAAUCUGUAGUGAGAAGUUUAAAAAACAUUCUUCAGACUAACAAUAUUGAACUACAGAAACAGGGAUUGUUAUUGCUUACAGAAAUACUUUCUAGGCAGCCAGUGCAAAUCAACCUUUUUACUAAUCCAGGGAUUUUCAGAUUAACCACAGAUGUGCUCCAAGAGGCAGUGAAUUGCCCCGUUCUUGAGGUUGCAAUAAAAGCCAACAGAUCAGCAUCUGCGUUUCUCAGAAAGGAUCACUUAAGCAUCCCAGUGCAGUAUGGGGAAUUGCAAAACUUGGUCAGUAAGAUCCUUCACCGUUGUGCUGAUCUGCCUCUUCCUAUGGUUAAGAAGAAAUUAGGUCAACCAACUAAUAGGGAUCAGACUAGAAUCAAUACACAGCACGGGCGCCUUCUGACUACUGGUUUGCAGAGUUUUCACAAUGCUUGUAGGUUGGCUUUUGAUUGUCAAAGUGACCCACUGACUCAGGAAAAUGCAUUCACAGCACCAACUUCUCAGAGUGAAGAGACUUUAGAUACAUUUUCCUGCUUUCUUUUAAAGAUUUGUGAUCAGCUGUGCAUCCCAACUGUCUUGAAGUAUUAUGAAAGAGCUUUUAUUUCAGAAUCUAUGGAGACAUUUUUCCGUAUACUUAGUGAUUUAUUUGUAAUUGCACCUACCAUGAAGGAAGCAUUUUCUGAGAAACUAGCUUCUGUUUCAUUUAUUAGACUAGCUUUUAAAAUGAAGACAACUUAUCAUUUUGAGCAGAGGUAUCCUAAUUUAAACCAAGCUUGUUCAGACUUUCUGUAUAAUUUGUGCUGCAUACUGUGGACACUGAAAGCUGGGGGUCAUAGUUCUCUAAAUGGUAAGAUCUUUAGCAAAUAUAGGUGUGCUUUACAUUUUAUUCAUCAUGACAUUGUGAUUUUUUUUUUUAAUACAGCAAAUAUAGGAGACAGCAGUACAGAAGGAAAGGUAGCAGACCUUUUGCAAAGGCACAUCAUUCACCUAAAUGGCACUAUAUCGGAAUAUCUUCAUAUACUGCUGGAAUCGCCAGACUGCUGCACUACAAACAAAUCAUUAAGGAGUCAACAGUAUACACUGAUCAUUAUUUUUUUCAUUUCAUAUAUUUGGGAAGACAGGCUGGUACCAGAGACUGAUUUAUUCUGGGCCGUUUUAGGAUUUCUGAAUUCCAUGCAAAGCCUAGGGGACAUACCUUCUCCAUAUGUUAUGAAAGCUGUUAUUUACCUUCUGGCAGUUUGUCAAGAAAAGGGUCAAGCAAUGAGUGAGGCAUCAGUAAAUGGCAUUUGUAGAAUGCUUGAGAGAGUUGGUAACCUGCAGCUCAUGUACUUCCACCAUCCCCUGUUUUUCAAAUUUUUCUUCUGCUAUCCUCAACUGAUGGAAAUGCUUGGCCAAAGAAUAGCAGAACUCUAUAUUUCUAUGCAAGACUGCAGUCAGAUCAGUGAGCUAAACAACCAUCAAGUUUGCAGUAGCACCAACAACAAGGCCUGUAACGUAUGUAGUUUGUUGCCACUGAUUAAAAUCCUUGGAAGCAAUCCUGAAGCAUUGAUCAUAUUUAUGGAUAUAAUUGUCAGCGGCUCAGAAGAAUUGGCUAACAAAGUGCUUAUCAUAUUAACAGUUUUCUUAAAUGGAAAUGACAGUGGUCAUAUAUCUGCAGUGCUGUGUAGCAGGAUCUUGCAAGUGUUACAGAAAAUCCUAAUAGAGUAUACUUCUGCAGGAUUAAAAGAAAAAAACUUGCCUUUGAUCCUUAGGCUGCUUUAUCUUGUGAAGCUAAAAAGCCACUCAGACAGAACGAUGGACAGCACUGACUUUAAACUUCUUCAUCACGUAAGCAGUUUAUCUAAGAAAUGUAAUGUCAACAAUACGAACAUCUUGCAGCCUUGCUUCAACUUCAUUUACUGCAUCCUACACCAGUCAAGUACCAGCUGUACAAUAAGAGGGGCCGCUAUGUUGCUGUCCAACUGCAGCCUGAUUGAACUGAUGGAGCAACUUUUAGCACUUACAUGGGCUUCCUCCUCUUCUAGUGAAUCAUGCCAGGCUCUGUGUUGCUCUUCGUGGUUGAUUGCAUCGUCUUUGGUGUAUUUCCAGCACUGUUACAAUUUGGAGGUCCACAGAACCCUGCAUGUGGAUUUGGAUACGCUUCUACAGCUUAUUUCUUUCAGAAGUAAAGGAAAAUCACCCUUGCUGUUAGUUAGCAUUAUUCAGCUACUAAAAACACUACUGAAGCAAAUAUUUUCCUCAGCUCUUCUCAGAACAAAGCUGUCAACUCAGCCUGUGGAAGAAUCAAGUAUCCAGCCUCUGAAUACAGAAAGUGCUCUCUAUCUUUUUUCAGCUUUGCAGAACUUUCUUAUACAGAAGCACCUUCUGCUUGUGCAAGCAUCCAUUGGCUGCCUCGAAUCUCUUUUAGAUUUUCUGUUUAUCAAAAACAAGGAUGUUGUAUUCCAUAUGGCUUCACAACCUUCAAAUCAUUUUGUAUUGUUAACCUGUCUAAACGGUGCACAGAGUGUUUUCCUUCAGCGUGGCAUUCUUCGCUUUAUGAGUAUGCUUCUUAAGUACGGCUGCACCGAUACUCAUACUCUCUCGGAGAUGAAGCAAGUGCUUGAGAAUGCAGCAAAAAUUCAGAUUCCAGACAUUCCCUUUCCUGUGGCUGUAGAAUUAAAGAACUUCUUGCUGCAGCUACAGGAAACAAACGGCGCCAUCGGAGAUGCACAACGAGAAACCAUAAAUGAACUUCUUGAAAAAGUCGACUGCAUUCAGGAGCCACCUGUCACAGAAGACUUGUUAUGUGUCAGUGGAAUAGUAGUGUCACUGUCCCAUGUGACAGGCUGAAAAGCAGCGGAAACCUGGCAAGACCUUCUGUUCAGUGCUGGGCUGAAAUAUUUGACUCAAAAUGUUAUAAACUGAUUGUGUUUCAGAGAGACGAUAUAGAUACACAACUUGCUGUCAAGUCUGGAAGUCUGUGCCAGCCUCACCUAUAACACAAUUAGCUUUGCUGAGGCAUUGUUCUACGUUAUUGUAUUCUCUGAGAAAAUUCUCCAGACUGAAUUCUUCUAUUAAAAAUGGUUUGAUUAAAGUACCAUAAUCCCCUUACGCCCUUUCAUGUUUAGAGACAUUUAACCAUACACCUAUGAUUAAGUGUCUCUGAGCACAAAACGCAUUGAGUGGCUGUUUUGUGAUAUCCGCUCCCCUAGCUUAAGGCUCCUGCACCUGAGCCUCUCCUCCUGUGUGGGAGUUGUUGGACACCCCUUAUUGUUUUGCAUCAUUAUUUCAGCCUCAUUAUCUGCUCUUUAUCUUUCUGGUUAAUAAAUGGCACUGUGGUGACUGCUAGAGUAAAA
This is a messenger RNA of Xenopus tropicalis (tropical clawed frog), 5466 nucleotides long. It is a transcript of the gene mei1, whose product is annotated as meiotic double-stranded break formation protein 1. Bases 1250 to 4960 code for a protein of 1236 amino acids. The transcript has 30 exons. NCBI's taxonomy places the organism in Eukaryota, Metazoa, Chordata, Amphibia, Anura, Pipidae. The record is from RefSeq and is a predicted model, not a curated record.